This is a messenger RNA of Ochotona princeps (American pika), 6847 nucleotides long. It is a transcript of the gene AHDC1, whose product is annotated as AT-hook DNA binding motif containing 1. NCBI's taxonomy places the organism in Eukaryota, Metazoa, Chordata, Mammalia, Lagomorpha, Ochotonidae. The coding region runs from base 1334 to 6151 and encodes 1605 amino acids. The transcript is spliced from 6 exons. The record is from RefSeq and is a predicted model, not a curated record.
UACCCCCUCUUCUUGGGCAGCCGAGGGCCGGGCCUGCGGGCGGGGGGCCAGGAAAAAGCCGAAAACACCAAGGCUGGGCCGCUCCCCUCCCGCUCAAAAUAGCCCCCAGUCGGGGCUGCCACACAUUCCGCUGGGCCCGGGGCGCGGGAAAGGGUGGGUCCCCGCCCGACCCGACGUGGCUGGCCGGCCUGGUUGGACGGGGUGGGGGGCGAGGGCGGGCCGCGCGGCCGGUCGGCCGGCCGGCAUGUGGCUCUCCUUCGGGGAUCCUUGGGAUCCUUGGCAGUCGGGGCCGCGCGCUGCGCCGGGAUGAUGGAGAGCUUCUGGAAUUUCCUGCAGCUGGAGAGCGCGCGGCCGGCCGGGGAAACGGGCCGAGCGCGCCGCUGGCGCAGGGGCGCCCCGACGUCCGGCCCUAGGGGGCGCCUUGGCGGCUUGGGUGCUGGGAGAGGGCUCCCCGCCAGAGCCCCGGCUGCGCUUUUCUCCUCCCCGCCCUUUUAGAGGCUGGCGGGGGGUCCAGUCCCGCCCCUCCCACCCGGGCCGGGAGAGAGGGGCCAGGUGCAAGCACCGCCCCUCCCCCAGCCGCCUGGUUUCCCUCUCGGCCCGUCACCUCCUGGAGUUAGGAGCUCCGCGGCCUCGUCUGGGAGGGGGCGGGGGUGGCCAGGUAGCCUGGGAGGCGGCGGCGGGAAGACAGCGAGGCGGACGGACCGAUGCCUCCCGCUGCAGUGAGAGGCGUCUCAGGGCUUCCAGGACGGGGUCGAGACCUGGGUCUCCACUGCCGAGCCGGUCGGGGGCGGCCGGGCUGGAAGAGCCUUGGGUUCUCUCCCCGACGGCGGGAGGAACCUUCUCUGGUGGCGGCCCUUGCACCUUGCCGGACCGGGAGGCCAGAAGAAGGGCCCCUGGGCGAGAGGGGGGGCCUCAUUUUCCUGGAGCCCUGAGACCCAGGAGAGUAGAUGGGAGCUUGCCUGACUAUCUACCCAUCAGCCUGGACCCCAGCGCCUGCCCAGCUGAGCGUGUGCAGAGGGCCCUGGGUGAGGGGCACCUCUCAGGCCACAGCAGACACCACCCUGGAGAUGCUGGUGGAGAUAGGCCUGUCCUGCUAAGCGAAGCCUAUCGGCACAGCCUGCUCAGGUGCUAUCCACGCCCAAGACCUGGGCUGUGCAGCCCUUCCAGCUGACAGCCAGCGACUGGCAGAACCCGUGAGUACAGGGCUCUUCUCUUUCCCAGAGAUUUCCAGUGUGACAGCCCAGGCGGCAGAGCCGAGGGUCCUGGUCCCGGCUUCUCGCACCCUCAUGUCAGCCCCGGCCACGCCCGGCGGCCCGCGGAGGACAAGGUCAGGAUGCGUGUGAAGCCUCAGGGUCUGGUGGUGACUUCCAGUACCGUGUGCAGCUCUCCUGACUACCUCCGGGAGCCCAAGUACUACCCCGGUGGUCCCCCUACCCCCCGGCCCCUGCUUCCCUCCCGGCCCCCUGCCAGCCCACCUGACAAGGCCUUUUCUACCCACGCCUUCUCCGAGAACCCACGCCCACCCCCACGCCGGGAUCAUAGCACCCGGCGCCCACCAGUCCUUGCCAAGGGGGACGAUCCACUGCCCCCGCGGGCAGCCAGGCCCAUCUCACAGGCCCGCUGCCCCACCCCGGCUGGAGACGGCAGCAGCUCUCACCGCCGCUGGGACAACGGGCGAGUGACUCUGCGACCAGUGGUGCAACUAAUUGACAUCAUGAAGGACCUGACCCGGCUUUCCCAGGACCUGCAGCACAGCGGUGUGCACCUGGACUGUGGCGGGCUCCGGCUCAGCCGCCCACCUGCCCCUCCACCCGGUGACCUCCAGUACAGCUUCUUCUCCUCCCCCAGCCUGGCCAACAGCAUCCGCAGCCCUGAGGAGCGGGCCACCCCCCAUGCCAAGUCAGAGCGGCCUAGCCACCCGCUUUAUGAGCCCGAGCCUGAGCCAAGGGAGAGCCCCCAGCCUGGUCAAGGUCACAGUCCUGGAGCCACGGCUGCAGCCACUGGCCUGCCCCCAGAGCCGGAGCCUGACGGUCCUGACUACUCUGAGCUCGCUGAAGCUGACAUCCUUAGUGAGCUGGCCUCCCUUACUUGCCCGGAGGCCCAGCUGCUGGAGGCCCAGGCCCUGGAGCCGCCUUCACCAGAGCCAGAGCCUCAGCUCCUGGACUCCCAGCCCCGCUUCCUGGACCCACAGGCCCUCGAGCCGCUUGGGGAAGCUUUGGAGCUGCCACCCCUGCAGCCGCUGGCUGACCCUCUAGGGCUGCCAUCCCUGGCUCUGCAGGCCUUAGACACCCUGCCCGAUUCCCUGGAGUCACAGCUGCUGGACCCCCAAGCGCUUGACCCCCUGCCCAAAUUGCUUGAUGUCCCGGGUCGCCGUCUGGAGUCUCAGCAGCCCCUAGGGCACUGCCCGCUGGCUGAGCCCUUGCGCCUGGACUUGUGCUCCCCCCACGGCCCUCCUGGGCCUGAGGGCCACCCCAAGUACGCCUUGCGGCGCACCGAUAGGCCAAAGAUUCUGUGUCGCCGGCGGAAGGCCGGCCGGGGGCGCAAAGCAGACGCCGGACCUGAGGGCCGCCUGCUGCCCCUGCCCAUGACCACAGGGCUGGCAGCUGCUCUGGCCGAGCCACCGCCACCGCCACCGCCACCUCCUCCUCCUGCCCUGCCAGGUCCAGUUCCAGGCCCAGUUCCAGUCCCAGUACCACAACUGGAACCAGAGUCUUCCCAGACAGCAAUGGUCCCCAGCCGCAAGGGCAAGUGCCGGGGCGUGCGGCGCAUGGUAGUGAAAAUGGCAAAGAUCCCCGUGUCUCUGGGGCGACGGAACAAGACCACAUACAAAGUGUCAUCCCUGAGCAGCAGCCUGAGUGUGGAGGGCAAGGAGCUGGGCCUGCGUGUGUCAGCCGAGCCCACACCCCUGCUGAAGAUGAAGAACAAUGGCCGCAACGUCGUGGUCGUCUUCCCACCCGGCGAGAUGCCUAUCAUCCUCAAACGCAAGCGUGGCCGUCCCCCUAAGAACCUGCUGCUGGGGCCCGGCAAGCCAAAGGAGCCAGCCGUGGUGGCUGCUGAGACGGCCACCGUGGCAGCCGCCACCAUGGCCAUGCCAGAGGUCAAGAAGCGGCGGAGGAGGAAGCAGAAGCUGGCGUCUCCCCAGCCAUCCUAUGCGGCAGACGCCAAUGACAGCAAAGCCGAGUACUCAGAUGUACUGGCCAAGCUGGCCUUCCUGAACCGCCAGAGCCAGUGCGCCGGCCGUUGCUCCCCACCUCGCUGCUGGACGCCCAGUGAGCCCGAGUCAGUGCACCAGGCCCCUGACACGCAGAGCAUCUCGCACUUCCUGCAUCGUGUGCAGGGCUUCCGGCGGCGCGGUGGCAAAACAGGUGGCUUUGGUGGCCGGGGCGGGGGCCACGCAGCCAAGGCAGCCCGGUGCUCCUUCAGCGACUUCUUUGAGGGAAUUGGCAAGAAGAAGAAGGUGGUGGCAGUGGCCGGGGUCGGGGGCCCAGGCCUCACCGAGCUGGGGCACCCACGCAAGCGGGGACGGGGGGAGGUGGACGCAGUGACCGGGAAACCCAAGCGCAAGAGGCGGUCCCGGAAGAAUGGGACUCUGUUCCCAGAGCAGGUGCCCGGUGGCCCUGGAUUCGGGGAGGCGGGCACCGAGUGGGCUGGAGACAAGGCGGGCGGUUGGGCCCCUCACCAUGGGCACCCAGGUGGGCAGGCUGGCCGAAACUGUGGGUUUCAGGGGACCGAGGCCCGGGCCUUCACCUCUACAGGCCUGGAAAGCGGGGCCUCAGGCCGAGGCAGCUAUUACAGCACAGGUACGCCCUCAGGCCAGACCGAGCUCAGCCAGGAGCGCCAGAACCUCUUCACAGGCUACUUCCGCUCGCUGCUUGACUCAGACGACUCCUCCGACCUCUUGGACUUCGCGCUGUCGGCAUCUCGCCCGGAGUCCCGAAAGGCAUCAGGCACCUAUGCUGGGCCUCCCACCAGCGCCCUGCCUGCCCAGCGGGGCCUGGCCACCUUCCCCAGCCGGGGCACCAAAGCCAGCCCGGUGGCGGUGGGCAGCAGUGGGGCUGGGGCCGAUCCCUCCUUCCAGCCCGUCCUGCCUGCUCGUCAGACCUUCCCACCAGGCCGGGCAGCGAGCUACGGGAUCACCCCAGCCGCUUCAGACUGCCGGGCAGCCGAGACUUUCCCCAAGCUGGCUCCCCCUCCUUCAGCCGUGGCUCGUUCACCCACGGCCCACCCACCCACCAACACUUACCCGCCCCAGUAUGGUGGCUAUGGGACUGGACAAAGUGUAUUCGCCCCAGCUAAGCCCUUCACGGGCCAGGACUGUGCAAACAGCAAGGACUGCAGCUUUGCCUAUAGCAGUGGCAACAGCUUGCCAGCCUCACCCAGCAGCGCCCACAGUGCUGGCUACGCCCCACCGCCUACUGGGGGCCCCUGCCUGCCUCCAAGCAAGGCCUCCUUCUUCAACAGCUCCGAGGGGGCCCCCUUCUCUGGGUCUGCCCCUACACCCCUGCGCUGUGACAGCCGGGCCAGCACCGUGUCGCCUGGUGGCUACAUGGUGCCCAAGGGCACCACAGCUUCUGCAGCCUCUGCCACUUCCUCUUCAUCCUCCUCUUUCCAGCCCUCGCCUGAAAACUGUCGGCAGUUUGCGGGGGCGUCUCAGUGGCCUUUGCGGCAGGGAUACGGGGGCCUGGACUGGGCCUCUGAGGCCUUCAGUCAGCUCUACAAUCCUAAUUUCGACUGCCACGUCAGCGAGCCCAACGUGAUCCUGGACAUCUCCAACUACACACCCCAAAAGGUAAAGCAGCAGACAGCCGUGUCGGAGACGUUCUCAGAGUCGUCCUCCGACAGCACCCAGUUCAAUCAGCCCGUCAGUGGUGGGGGUGGCGGCUUCCGGCGCGCCAACAGCGAGGCCUCAAGCAGUGAGGGCCAGUCGAGCCUCUCCAGCCUGGAGAAGCUGAUGAUGGACUGGAAUGAGGCCUCGUCGGCCCCCGGCUACAACUGGAACCAGAGCGUCCUCUUCCAGAGCAGCUCCAAGCCAGGCCGAGGACGGCGGAAGAAGGUAGACUUGUUUGAGGCUUCACACCUGGGCUUCCCAACUUCCGCCUCGGCCACUGCCUCGGGCUAUCCAUCCAAACGCAGUACAGGGCCCCGGCAGCCACGGGGAGGCCGAGGCGGUGGGGCCUGCUCAGCCAAGAAGGAGCGGGGUGGUGCGGCGGCCAAAGCCAAGUUCAUCCCCAAGCCCCAGCCGGUCAACCCGCUGUUCCAGGACAGUCCGGACCUGGGCAUAGACUACUACAGCGGGGACAGCAGCAUGUCCCCACUCCCCUCGCAGUCAAGGGCCUUCAGCGUGGGAGAACGGGACCCCUGUGACUUCAUGGGACCCUACUCCAUGAACCCAUCCACGCCCUCCGAUGGCACCUUUGGCCAGGGCUUCCACUGCGACUCACCCAGCCUGGUUGCCCCCGAGCUUGACGGCAAGCACUUCCCACCACUGGCCCAUCCGCCCACGGUGUUUGACGCUGGCCUGCAGAAGGCCUACUCACCCACUUGCUCACCCACCCUGGGCUUCAAGGAAGAACUGCGGCCACCGCCCGCAAAGCUGACUGCCUGUGAGCCCCUUAAGCACGGGCUGCAGGGGGCCAGCCUGGGCCACGUGGCUGCAGCCCAGGCCCACCUGAGCUGCCGGGACCUGCCACUGGGCCAGCCCCACUACGACUCCCCCAGCUGCAAGGGCACAGCCUACUGGUAUCCACCUGGCUCAGCUGCCCGCAGCCCACCCUAUGAAGGCAAGGUGGGGGCGGGGCUGCUUGCUGACUUCCUGGGCAGGACGGAGGCUGCGUGCCUCAGUGCCCCUCACCUGGCUAGCCCACCGGCCACACCUAAGACUGACAAGGAGCCACUGGAGAUGGCCCGGCCACCUGGCCCACCCCGUGGCCCUGCUGCAGCUGCUGCUGGCUAUGGCUGCCCUCUCCUUAGUGACUUGACCCUGUCCCCUGUGCCAAGGGACUCGCUGCUGCCCCUGCAGGACACCGCCUACAGGUACCCGGGCUUCAUGCCGCAGGCGCAUCCUGGCCUGGGUGGGGGCCCUAAAAGUGGCUUCCUGGGGCCCAUGGCGGAACCUCACCCCGAGGACACAUUCACCGUCACCUCCCUGUAGUGCCAACUGAAGUGCCGACUGGACCGCGAGGUUUUGUUCCUGGCUUUCAGAAAACCAACGCCGAGACCCCUCCCAGCGUCCAAACAGCCCUCUGGCAGGAGCGCCUGCCUCUCCGUGCCCCGCACCCCUCCGCGUGCCCCACCUCCCCUCACCUCCCCCUCCUUGCCCAUCUCCUCCACGCAGAAGCCGAAGGUGAGCCCUUUCUGCACAAAACCAGCAAUUGUAAAUACUUUUUAAAAAUGUACAAAACUUAAAAAAAACAAAACACAGUUUUAGAAAAAGACAAAAAAAAAAAAAAGCGAGAGAGUGCGAGCGUGUGCAAGAAGUUGCGAGCGGGGCCCUGAGGUGUCCAGAGCCCCUGCAAGAAUGCACUGAGAAAUUUAUCUACAGGUCGUUUGACACAAAUGAACAAUAUCCUAUUUAUUGUACAUACUGUUUUAUUAUAAAUCGUGGAUUGUAUAUUGCAUUCUGUAAACCUGCUGUGGUCCCGUGGUGUGCAAGUUCGCAUGGUGGGGGGGGGGGGAGGGAGAAGAACCUUGCGGGAGCUUCUGUUUUUUUUUGUUUGUUUGUUUGUUUGUUUUCCUUAUUUUUCACUCUUGGGUUUUUUUCUUCUGUUGUUGUUGUUGUUUUCUGUUGGCAGGACACACCCAAAGAUCCAAGUUUGUAUUAAAAAGAAAUGAAAAAAAGCAAAAAAAA